UUAUGUUGUUUGAUACCUAUUCAAAUAGCAAUUGCUAGAGAAAACAAAUUAAUUCCACUUUAUAAUGGACUCGAUGCACCUGAAAAAUAUAAUAUAGAAUAUGAUAAAGAUGAUGAUAAUUAUACAGAAACAAUAAGCCCUAUCACAAAAGAGGUUAUUUAUGUAGCGUUAGACUUUGAAGGAAUAGGCUCUUUAGAACGUACUCCGCAAGAAGAUCUUCUUUUAACCUUGCUUAAUGCUAGUUUAAGCAAUAUGAUAUUAUUCAAAAACCAAUUUGUAAUCAACCGACAAAUAACAUCAGCGUUUCAAGGCUUUCAAAAUGGCGCUAAUCAACUUAAGAAUGAUUCUAAAAUCUUUAAGGCACGAUUAUGUAUUAUAAUCAAAGAUGUCCCCAAACAUGCUCGAAAGGAAAUUUUAC
This is a messenger RNA of Racocetra persica, 418 nucleotides long. The record is from the annotation of a GenBank genome assembly. NCBI's taxonomy places the organism in Eukaryota, Fungi, Glomeromycota, Glomeromycetes, Diversisporales, Gigasporaceae.